Thermothelomyces thermophilus ATCC 42464 is the source of this 354-nucleotide messenger RNA. RefSeq lists its product as uncharacterized. The transcript has a single exon. The coding region runs from base 1 to 354 and encodes 117 amino acids. The record is from RefSeq and is a predicted model, not a curated record. NCBI's taxonomy places the organism in Eukaryota, Fungi, Ascomycota, Sordariomycetes, Sordariales, Chaetomiaceae.
AUGGAUCAUUCAGGCUCACGAUUGCGGAUCUCGGAACACCCCAUCCCGAACGGGUUGCUUGUGUAUCAGGUUCGAGGCAAACCGGGUCAUCCACGGCUUCUAGCGCCCCCGUCAACGGAGAGACGGAGUCCGGGUCCGUCCCAGUUGCUGCGAUCGCGGGAAGGGGCGCUCAUCACAGCAGCUGUCUGGUUGUUCCUUCGCCGGCGCACAAAGUGCCAUCCAGCGGGCUCGGAACAAGACAACAGCGCGGACGAGGGCGGCGAGAUCAAACACCCGAGACCGCGCGAGGCUGAGGCUCCCCACGGCCAGGUCGAACCGACGGCUCGCCGCUUGGCAGCCGAGAUGACACCCUGA